AUGUCUCAGUACGAACAAACCUCACUAUGGUGGCCCGAAGAGCGUAUCAAAUCUACCCUGGACGCAAAGUACAUCGUCAGUCGUCUGCGACCAGAGAAUAUCCCGCGUCUCUUUGAAUUACCGGACUGGGGCGAAGGUUUGACCAGUGAGACGUACAUGGAAUGGAUCCUCACAAAGGCCGGCCGUGUUUUCAUGAUCCUGGAUGCUAUCGGCAUUCCCGAUCGGAUUUUCGCGCUAGUCGACGAAUCCUGUGACGAUGAUGAUCUACCCGUCGCGGAACAUAGUGUCGAUUUACUACAUCUAUCCCCCGAUGGAGAAGACCUUGCUCUCGAAGCCAGUUUCUUCCAUGCCCAAUGGCGCUUCCUGGUCCGUGGGAUAGAUGAGGGAGACCAUGUCGUGUAUACCGAGAAUGAGGGUGUCCCGGUCGAGACGGUACGCACUAAUACCGGCAGCGGGAUACACGGACGUGAUGAUACGGUAGACAGGGUAGUCCUCGCCGGCUCCGUCUGUCGAGUCUACAUGCGAACCCAAGUGCAAGUUGGCGGUGCACCGCAUUUCUUCUCUGCUGAUGAGGUUCUUGCUGAGAUCCGCAGCUUGAAAAAGUUGUCACACGAGCAUAUUGUCUCUGUCUUCGCUUCAUAUCUGAAAGACGACAGCGUCUCAGUGCUUUUCACGGGCGCCACGGCAGAUCGAAACCUACACAGUUUCCUAACAGAUGAGCCGAUGUCCUUCAAACGACUAGAAAAAGAGCCACGUCGUCAGAUCUUGAUCACCUGGCCCCACUGCCUUGCAUCUGCAGUCUGCUGGCUGCAUGCACGCGGCCACUCCCACGGCGCAAUCCGCCCAUCCAACAUCUUCAUCGACGCAAACUUUAACAUCUGCCUCGGUCAAUUCCAAGCACUCGACUCCCUCCUGAUACCACCACAAGUCAACGACCUUGAGGCAUACAACUACUCCGCCCCAGAGCGCUGGACUCGUCCUGCAGCUCCAGUCAUCCCGCAAAAGCCAGCACAGCCCUCCCAAACCCUCCUUCAAUCUGGAGGACGUACAAAGCGCAGACAACGACCAACCCGUCUAGCCCUAGCCACAUUGAACGAAAGCCCACCAGCAUCCCAAGACGGUACAAGACCAAACUCCGCGGCCUCAAAAGGCACAGUAAUCCGCAUCGGCUCACCAACGCGCUUCUCCUUCGCCUUCUCAUCCUCCUCUUCAUCCUCCGAGGCCUCCUCAGCAGCAUCAUCAACCCACACAGACGCAACAGCAACAUCCCCGCAACCAAUAAAACACCGCAUCUCAUCCUUCUGGUCCCGAAGAAACAAACAUACCCCCUCAGCCCCAUCAAUAAUCUCAACCUCCACAUCCUCCUCCUCAAACACAUCAACCAUAACAUCCCCAAAUCCCCAUACCUCCCCUUCAUCAACCCUCUUCCCAAACCCACCCUCCUCCCUCCGCCACUCCAAAUCCGCCCAAUCCCUAGCACCAUCAUUCACAAGACCCCUAACCUCCCACACCUCCCACACAUCUUCCUCUGAACCCCAACCAAACCCCCACACCCCAGCAGACAUCUUCUCCCUCGCAGCAAUAACUCUCGACAUCCUAACAACGCUACACAAAAGAACCCUCACAUCCUUCAGCACGCACCGCAGCGCCCGGAACCGGUCCGCCGGCCGCGGCGGCGGGAUAGCAGAUGCAUCGUUCCAUCUCGCGCGGAAUGCGGUGCAGGUUCAAUCGUGGAUUGCAUUGUUAGAGGGUGAUGCCUUGAAACGUUGUCGACGGGAUCGACGCUCCGAUCGUGCUUUCUGGGCUGUGCCGAAGAUGUUGAUUGUUGUGCGGUCCAUGCUUGAUUUUGAGGGUGAGAAGAGGCCGCUUGCGAAGCGGGAAAAACGGGGGAAGGGGGAAGGAUUGAAGGGAUCUAAGGAGGAGAAGGAGAAGGAGUGGGGACAGAAAGAUUGGGGACAAAGACAUGGGAAUGGGGGGUUGGAGGCUAUUCGGGAGACGGGAGUUGGGAAGAGUGCUUUUUCUGUUGCUUCUUCGGCUCCGAUGGGAGUUUCUGAGUCUGACUCGGUUUGCGGGUCGGUUUCGGAGUUUGAUUUCGGGUUUGGGGAUGCUGGGACUGAGAGCGAGAGUAAUGUUGAGGAAGGGGAAUUUGUUGAUUUUGAGAUUGAGGAAGAUGAUAUUUCGGAGUUUGAAGAGCCGGAGAUACGAGUGGAACAAGUCUCGCCACAGCUGUAUCUGCCAGAGUUGGAUAUGAACAUUACUGGGAUAGAAGGGUUGACGUUUCAUAAGUAG
This is a messenger RNA of Penicillium crustosum, 2289 nucleotides long. Its product is annotated as protein kinase domain-containing protein. The coding region runs from base 1 to 2289 and encodes 762 amino acids. The transcript is spliced from 2 exons. NCBI's taxonomy places the organism in Eukaryota, Fungi, Ascomycota, Eurotiomycetes, Eurotiales, Aspergillaceae. Gene Ontology annotation, biological process: protein phosphorylation. Gene Ontology annotation, molecular function: protein kinase activity; ATP binding. The record is from RefSeq and is a predicted model, not a curated record.